GCUUCUCGACGCUCUUCUUCCCGUGCCUGUCUCCUAGCAGAGGGACCGGAAGUGGCUCGAGGAGGGGAGGGGGGGGGCUCGGUCCCUCCUCAGGUGAAGGCGCUGCUGAUGGAGCCGCCGUUGUGGAGCCAUUGAGCCCCCCCUACCCCCCUCCCAGCGGUUGGGCCGGGGGGGCCUUCCCCCUAACGAGAAGCGACCGGGCUUGGAGCCCCGCAAUUCAGCAAAGUGUCUUCAAGAUGGAGAUAGAAGACUGCAAUGGGCGAUCUUACAUAUCUGGAAUCUCUUCUUCCUGGAAGGUGAGUGGCUGAGUUCACCCUACUGCCGAGAUGCAGCCACACACACUCACAGCCUGUAUUCCACUGCUGUUUCCAAGGAGUUGGCUGUGAUAACACUCCAGGGUAUCUUCAGCAAGCUAGAAUAAUGUAGUGGAGAUUCCUCUUUGGAAAAGGAGUUUACCUCCACAAUUGUGGGGCCCACAGUGAGCACACCAAACAGCCAACACUCCUCCCCAAGCAGGUCCCUUAGUGCAAAUUCUAUCAAGGUGGAAAUGUACAGUGAUGAAGAAUCUAGCCGGCUGCUGUCCCAUGAUGACCGGCUCAUUGAAAAAGAGGACAGCGUGAUUGUAGAGGAUUCCCUCUCUGAGCCCCUUGGUUACUGUGAUGGGUCAGGACAGGAACCGCAUUCCCCUGGCGGCAUACGGCUACCCAAUGGCAAACUGAAAUGUGAUAUCUGUGGAAUGGUGUGCAUUGGCCCAAAUGUACUGAUGGUGCACAAACGCAGUCAUACUGGUGAGAGACCAUUCCAUUGCAAUCAAUGUGGUGCCUCCUUCACCCAAAAAGGCAACCUCCUGCGCCACAUCAAACUGCAUUCAGGCGAGAAACCCUUCAAAUGCCCUUUCUGCAACUAUGCUUGCCGGAGAAGAGAUGCACUCACCGGUCACCUCCGCACACACUCAGUCUCUUCCCCCACAGUUGGCAAGCCCUACAAAUGCAACUAUUGUGGUCGCAGCUACAAGCAGCAAAGCACGUUGGAAGAGCACAAGGAACGUUGUCACAACUACCUGCAAAGUCUUAACACUGAACCACAGUUGCUGGCUGGCCAGCAAGGUGACGAGAUGCGAGACUUGGAGAUGGUGCCGGACUCCAUGCUUCAUUCCUCAGCAGAUCGGCCAGCCUUUAUUGACCGACUAGCAAACAGCAUCACCAAACGAAAACGCUCCACACCUCAGAAAUUUAUAGGAGAGAAGCAUAUGCGGUAUAGCCUCUCCGAUAUGGCAUAUGAUGUCAACUCCAGCUUUGAGAAGGACGUGGAGAUGGUGGCUGCCCACCAUCCUAUGGACGCUAGCUUUGGCAGUUCAUUGUCAUUCAUGGGAGCAGAACAUUUGCGUCCCCUCAGACUCCCACCCACAAACUGCAUCUCUGAGAUCACACCUGUCAUCAGCUCUGUCUACACUCAAAUCCAGCCCCUCCCGGGCAGGUUGGAAAUUGCAAGUAGUCGGGAAGCUGCCGAAGGCCACGAGGACCUUUCUGAUGGAACACAGAUUGUGUAUCGGGCAUCACGGGAGCCAAGCAUGGUAUCACCUAGCAAUGGUUGCCAGGAUUCCACAGACACUGAGAGCAUCCAUGAGGAGAGGGGCUCACAGCAGCCGCUGCUAUCCAGCAUUGGGAAUUGCAGCAGCAGCCGGCAGAGUCCAGCCUACGCCAAAGAGGACCCCAAAUUGCAGGAGGGCAUCAUUCCCACCACUACUCGGUCAACUCCCAGUUCAGCCAAAGAAGCCCUACGUGUGGUGAAUGAUGAAGGGGAACAGGUAAAAGCCUUCAAAUGUGAGCACUGCCGGAUCUUAUUCCUGGACCACGUCAUGUUCACCAUCCAUAUGGGCUGCCAUGGCUUCAGAGACCCUUUUGAAUGCAACAUCUGUGGCUAUCACAGCCAAGACCGGUACGAGUUCUCUUCCCACAUAGUGCGAGGGGAACAUAAAGUAGGCUAAUCUUACUCUGUCCCCUUAUUCAUCUCUCCCCAUCACUAGUGCUCUAUCCUAGUUGGGCAUGGAACUGUUCAUUUCUUUUGUACUCCUUUGCACUGACUUUGGCUAAAAAAGAGAAAUGUUAAAAAAAAAAAAAGAACCCUAAGUUUUAAAAAAUCCAAUGAACUUGAGACGGGGAGGAGCUCAUAACAUUUUGCCUUUCUCUAUGGUGUGUUAUUUAAAAGUUGAUAAUUAAUUUUAAAUUUUUGUUUUUUUUCUCUCACACUUGUAGUUAUUUAUUAACUCCUUCCUUCCUUCCUCCCUCCCUCCCUUCCUUCCAUCCUUCCUCUAAAUAGAUUUUUCAUUCAUUUCACCAGGAAUGUCCUCUUUUGAGGAGCAAGUAAGGGCUGGCAUAUCGCCCAGCAGCAAGCUUGACUCUCUAAGGUUAAGGUCUCUUCCAUUUAGACAUUUUUUUUGUUUUGGUUCCCAUAUUUCUGUUAAGCCACCAUGUUAGGUAUUAAGAACCUCAGAUCAGGUGCUAAACACAUUAUAGAGCUUCCCCCUUUCAAGGGGCUAGGAAAGCCACGGCCUGAGCUAUAUAACUGUUCAAAUGAACCGUAUAUAUCUUCUUUUUAUGGGUGGCUGUGAAAUGGAGUGUAUGAAGGUAUCAUGCUAGGAAUGCUGUGGUCCCAAGAAUUUAAUACCUCUGUGCAUCUACUUAACACAGCUUUGAACUGACUUGUAUUAUUUCCUCUAUUGGGGCCCAAAAGGGAUAGUGAAUUUUGCAUCUGGUGUUGAUGAAGGAGCUACGGUAUUUCAAGGAAGAUGAUGAGCACUUUGUAUAGGAAGAAUGCUGCCUUUCCAUAUUGAACCGAGAACCAGCAUUGCGAAAACAAAUGCUGUUUCCAGGAUGCGAUGAAGGAACCUUAACAUUAUCUGGUUAAAUCUAUGAUGCUUCUAAAGAGUCUGGGAUGUCCUGUCUUCUCUCCAGAUAGGUUGUCUGAGCUAAUUUUUUUUUUUUUUUUUGAGCUUCCAUGGUUAGCACUUAGCGGAUAAUGGUUGCUAAAGACUGUAGAAUCAGGGUAGGAAAAAUGUAUCUUUUACAACUCCCAUCAUGUCUUAGUACCCUCUGAGCAGGCUAGGAUUAAUGGGAGUUGAAAUGCAGCAACAUUUGGAGACUCAAAAGUUGCCAAUCCAAGCUUUGGGAGAGGUAAGCCUCCUAGGUGAGUGCAUGUCUUUAACUUUCCUCUCCCAAUAUGCAGGUUCCUUAGACAGCAUUAAUGAGCCUGGCUUUGCUGAGUAGGAAUUGAUUUGUAAGAUGGAGUUAUUUUCAUUGGGAGGCAAGAAUGAUGCUAGCAAUGAUUGCUGGAGUCAGUUUAGGAAUUUCUUAACAUCUACUAGAGCCAAAGGAAUGAGGAGAAAACUGCCAGUGUCUCUGUUCCGGUGCUUAACUUAAACCUCCUCAUUCAGAUUCCCAGCAUCAUUAUUGCUGAACAGCUUGGAAUUGGACUUAGUUUCCUGGUCAGUUUAGCUGUCCUUGUAUGUGUCGAUCCGUUAUAAGCCUUAUGGAUCUAUGUCCAGAAACCAUGAGCGAGAUCUAAAAGUGGCAGCCUUGAGGUGAGAGUUCUCUAUAGCUAUGGAAUACAUCACACUGCCCAUCCCAAAUUAAGGGGACCUAAGGUCUGCAGUGAGAGUUUCAGUUUUCUUAAAGAGAAAUCUUUUUUCCAGAUCAACGGCAACAACUUUUCUAAGCUGAUUUUGCUGAAAAGGCAAAUGAAACGCAGCAAGAUUUCCAUAGUGACAUGUCCUCCGUUCGUUCACAGGUACACAGCCCAGGGUGUCAGAGGGGAUCAUUAGAUUUCUGCAGCAGGGGCCCUGGCAAGGAACCUUUAUUAUGUGUACUUUAGUGUCUUAAAAACUUUGAUCAUCAUCAAGGGCAAAAAAAAAAUUCCUCCGUUCUAUAAUUGGUUGCAGAUUGCUGCUGAUAAUAGGCUAUAGGCAAGAGAUAAAAAAACCACUUGUCGGUAUUACACAGUCAUUCCCACCUCCCCAACCUGAGUGGAAAUCUUGUUGAUAAUUGUUUUUUAAGAGGGUAAUCACCAAAUUAGAAGCGUUAUGCGCUGAGCCAAUAAAACUUGAAGCUUGCCUUUUUCCAUCUUUAUCUGUUGGAAACAUCUCAUCUGACGGAAAGGGGUAUGUGAUGAAAAUAGUCUCUCUAGUCUUAGCUGGGCAAUGGAUGUGACAAGAAGGGGAGUGCUUUUGGUUUAGAUAAAUCCCUUAAAUGCAUUUACUCAGCAGCACCCCAGGGAAUUGCUUCCUUGCAGGAUAAACCAAAGGCGGUUCUUUUUCUACUUAAAAAGCAAACCUCAAGCUGCAAUGUUUUGUUCAUUUUCCUUCUUUAUUGCUUUUUGUAAUGUGGAAUACAGAGCUGAGCUUUUUUUAAAAAAAAAUAAACAAAUAAACAAACAAACAGGCCCAGCCAGUUUGACUAACUGAAAAGACCUGAUUGAAUGAGAUGUUUUGAUGAAUUGGCCAAGGAGAUGGGAGUGGAACUUUUCUUUAAAUACAGUACCCUGAUUCCACUGUUCUAUUCAUAUUUUAAAAUGUUGACUUUUUCUGGUACAAUAUCACUUUCCCCCUUCAGCUUUCUCUUUCCCACAUUCAGCAUAGGAGUGGCAUCUUAGAGGCUUGGGAGGCAUUUUGAGCUGGUCCCAGCAAUGUCUAUUUUAGCUUCAGCAGCAGAAGUGAAUAUAUAAUUUUUGUCAUUCUGAUUAUAUUGUGCAAUACAAAUAAAACAUGCUGAGAGACUUUGCCAAAUUGUUAAGGGAGUUUGAAAGUCCAGUUCUUAUAGGGUAUUUUUCGUAUUAGAAUCAUACUUUUGGCUCCUUUAGUUCUACUGGCUCUAAGGUCAAGGAUUUUUUUUCUCCUAUUGAUGUACUCAUGUCUUCUAUUGAUGUACAUUUAAAAUAAUUCAACAUUUUUUGUGAUAGUUAAUCUAAAUAGCUAUUUCAUGUGACAUAGUUUUCCCUGUAAUAAUCUCCAUGAUUUCAAUGCUCAUUAGAAUAUUUUGUGUGAAUGAAAUCCUAGAGGGAAUUAUGGGAGCUCUCCUUUGAGUGGAAAAAGUCACCAGAACCAGCUUUUACACCUUGUGAUUCGAAUGCUUAAUAUUAUCUUGCUCUAAAGGGUGAGAUUCUUUCACCACUUACUUUAAAACCAUGAAGACUUUUUAAAAAAUUUAACACAGUUUGAUAAGAUUAUAAUUGAAUUGAAUCCGGGUGUUACUCAUAGUGUUUGGGCUGUGCUCCAAAAUAUCAGAGAGAACAUAUCUGUAGGGCUUUUUUCAUAAUUAUUGUUAAAACAUCCUGGGAAACCUUAUGAAAAAGUUCUGCAAAAGCAAAACAUUGGACAUCAAAGACAUAUUUAUUACACACAGUAAAUCCUCUAAGCUGAUUUCCAAUAUUCUCAACAGCCCACUCUUCCUGCAUUUGUUGCCCAUUUUGUGAGUAAGGAGAUGUGUGGGUGUUAUAUAUACAUACACAUACCACACACACAUUUGCCCCUCUUUUAGAACAGGUUGUCCAAAUAUUUGUCCUUGGGAAAGAACUGAACUAUUCAAAUAAUUGUCUAAGAAUUUUAGAUUCCUCUGCUGAUAACUUUCUCCCUAAAAAAACUAAUUCUGACAGAACUGUAUAGUCUAUUCAUGUAACUGUGUAUCUGAACGAAGUCCAGAUGUUUAUCACCCAGGUGUUCAGUGUCACAAUGGAAGUAGACCUCUGGAAAAAAAAAGGGAAGGUGCAGAUAGGCCUAUAUAAUAAUAAUAAUAAUAAUAGAAAUGAGAGCAGUCCCUAAACUCAGUUGUGUGCAUGUUUCUUUUCCCAUGUGAAUCUAGACCUAAAUAGGACAUGUAUAUUAACUCCCGAGUUAUAUAGAUAGCAUUUAUCCCUUGUGGGAUCAGACAAAUAGCACUUCUCUCUAGGUACUUGAUAUUCCUUGGCUUCUGUUAUGGUGUAUAUACUCCAGAGGACUGGGGUAAAAUCCAUUUACUUUAGCUGGAGAGCAUUAUAUUGUUUCUAAUGAAAAACAAACAUACAUACAUGAAUUAGUAGUUACGAAGUCCUAUAACCAAAUUCCAGAAGUAUCCAGUUCUGCAGAGAAUGGAUGCCAACUAAUUAUGUUUAUAUAAUCAAUAUUUUAAACAAAACUGGAAAUCAAACAGCAAAAUUUAUGUUUGUUUUCUUUCCACAUAUGAACUGAAUGCACUGUAUGAAGCAAGAUAAAUACAGAUAGAAAAUUAAAUUUGGGUUAAAGAUACCAGGAGUGUGACUUUUACCGAGAUGUCUCCUUGAUGUCUGAACUUUAUUACCAGUGCCCUGAUAUGUUCCAUGUGAGAUGCGAAUUACUUCAAGUUUCAAUAGACAAAAUUACAGAAAUAUAUCUCUGUUCCCCCAAUGCAGACUAAAAUUUCUGUCAGCGGAAUGUAAAACAUAUUGAACAGCUGACCAGAUAUGCUUUCCAUCUGAAUAUAUUGGUCAAGAGGAGGAAGCAUUUAUUGGCUUCUUGGAAGAUGGCAUUGGGAAGAAAAUACACUUAUGAAAUUUUCUUUAUUUAUGUACUUGUUCCUGAAAUAGGUAUGAAACUUUGACAAGAACAACAGAAAAGCUUAGAUAGUUGGAAACUGACUUCUUGAAAGCCAAAGAUGGCCCUUGGGUGCUUGGCCUCACUUCAUUGCCACACUGAUAAAGCACCUAAAGUGUCAUUUUUACUGGGUUUUUUAAAAAGCUAUCCUUUGUGCCUCCAUACAAAGUCCACAUUCAGAAUUGCUCUGCUUCCCGUUUCUGGUGGGAAUUGGACCACUCUAUGCAGGAUCCAAUUAUUUUUGUUUAAGGGGAAAUAUUAAGACAGUUCUAGAUCUAAAUGAAGAGGUCCAGAACAUCAUUUGUGAACUCUUGUCUACUGCACUGUGGAAUGGUACUAAUCUUUCUCUGCCCUGCUUCAGGGAACAAGAAUCCUGCUUCGGACUUUACAUAUUACCUCCUGCUUGCCCCCUUUUGUGAAAAUGAAAACAGGUUUGUUUUUAGAGAAACAAAGCUCUGACAUUUCUAAGAAAUCAGUGUUCCUUUUUAUUUUUUGCUUUCACCUGUAUGAAGAGCCUAAAAAACAAAUGUAGGAAUUUUGUAAAACUCCAGGUCUCUUUAACUUGUGUAAAUAUAUAUAUUUUUUAACCAGAUGUAUGAAGAACAAAAAAGAUGUGCAAUAUCCCCAACCCGCUACAAUAUUCUUCACUUGUUUCUAACAAGCUUUCAUUUGUAUAUUGUUAUUGGGUUUGCUGGUGUGGCGCUCUUCCCCCUCCUCUUUUUUUUGGUGGGGUUAAACUUGCUUUUAAAUAAAAGAAAAACCUCUUACUGCAAAAGCUUUUUUGUAUUUGUAAUAUAUUGUAAGUACAUAUUUGUGUAAUGGAGAUUAUACUACUGUUAAGUUUUGUACUGUACUGGCUGAAGGUCUGUUAUAAAUAAACAUGAGUAAUUUAACAA
Pantherophis guttatus is the source of this 7494-nucleotide messenger RNA. RefSeq names its product IKAROS family zinc finger 4 (gene IKZF4). The record is from RefSeq and is a predicted model, not a curated record. Gene Ontology annotation, molecular function: RNA polymerase II cis-regulatory region sequence-specific DNA binding; DNA-binding transcription factor activity. Lineage: Eukaryota; Metazoa; Chordata; Lepidosauria; Squamata; Colubridae. Gene Ontology annotation, biological process: regulation of transcription by RNA polymerase II.